AAACGAGUUAGACAUGCUUAGCCGGCCUCUUUUCAGAGCGCUGCCGUUUCAAAUCUCCUCGUAACGAAGCAAGAUUCGAACUUUCCAUCUUUUGGAAUUCACUUUCCCAAACAAAUUCAUUUCAAACCCAGCUGUAUAUUCAUUCAUUCAUUCAUUCGUCUUCUUUACUUUUACAAACAAGCACAGCCUUAAGGUCUUUAUUGAGAGCCCUUUCGCUUUCUUGUUGGUUCUUCCAUUGUUAGAAUAAUAUUAUUGGUAAAAAAAAAUUGUAGUGGUUAAGGAUUGGAACUAACUGAGAGACUGGACUUGGUCGUUUUGAGUUUACUUAUAUUUUCUCAAGUUUCCAUCUUUAUGAUGGCUGAAGAGAGACGGAGACAAGCAAUGGCGAGAAGAACUCCCACAAUUCAUCAUCUUAGCGCCUCCAUAGACGAUCUCGACUCUGAAACUGAAAUCAGCAAUUCGGAAUAUGCUACUUACCAAGUUCACAUACCGCCAACGCCGGAUAACCAGCCUGUAUCCAUGGAGUUCUCCUUACAAAAAUUAAAUGCUAAUUCCGAUAGAAGAGGAGAAGACCAGUACUUGUCUGGCUCUUUGUUUACUGGUGGUCAUAAUCGCGCUACACGGGCCCUUUCGAAAGAACAAGUAAUUGAAAGUGAAACUAGCUUUAAAGGGUCCUUUUGUGCUGUACCUGGUUGCAACAUGAGGACCAUGAUUGAUUCACAGGGUUUAGAAAUAAUCCCAUGUGAAUGCGGGUUCAAGAUUUGUAAGGAUUGUUAUAGGGAUGCUUUGAUAAAUGGCAAUGGGAUUUGUCCGGGAUGUAAAGAGGCUUAUGUUGAGCCGGAUUUGUCUGGGAUGGCAGUGGAUAACCGUAACAGGCAGGCUUUCAAUUUGGAAAGGAGUUUAUCGGUGGUCAAACCCACUGAGUCUCAGUUGGUAAGGAGCCAGGGUACCAAUGAGUUUGAUUAUAGUGAUUUUUUGUAUGAAAAUAAGAGGAGUUAUGGGUAUGGAAACGCUGUCUGGCCCAAGGGGGAUGUAAAUGGAGAUGGUGAAGGCGUUGGUGGCAAUACUAAACUUUUCAAUGAUAAGCAAUGGAAGCCACUUUCGCGCAAAUGGAGUGUAUCAGCUGCAGUUCUAAGUCCAUAUCGGAUCUUAAUCAUUCUUCGGAUGGUGGCUCUCGGAUUCUUUAUUGAAUGGAGGAUCACCAAUCCCAAUGAAAAUGCACUCUGGCUAUGGGGCAUGUCUGUGAUAUGUGAAAUCUGGUUUGCCUUCUCUUGGCUACUUGAUCAGCUCCCUAAGCUGCGUCCCAUUAAUCGGGCUGCUGACCUUGAUGUUUUGAAAGACAAGUUUGAAACACCAAGUCCUGGUAAUCCAUCAGGAAAAUCUGAUCUUCCUGGAGUAGAUGUCUUUGUUUCUACUGCUGAUCCAGAAAAGGAGCCACCUCUGGUCACUGCAAACACCAUCCUGUCAAUUUUGGCUGCUGAUUAUCCAGUUGAGAAGCUCUCCUGUUAUGUCUCUGAUGAUGGAGGUGCCCUUCUAACCUUUGAGGCCAUGGCAGAGGCUGCUAGUUUUGCUAGUAUGUGGGUUCCUUUUUGUCGAAAACAUAAUAUUGAGCCAAGAAACCCUGAAUCUUAUUUUAAUCUAAAGAGAGAUCCUUAUAAGAACAAAGUACGCCCGGAUUUUGUUAGAGAUCGCAGGCGCGUAAAACGUGAGUAUGAUGAAUUCAAGGUUCGCAUUAAUGGCCUUUCUGAUUCAAUCCGGCGACGUUCCGAUGCCUUCAAUACUAGGAAUGAGAUUAAGGCUUUGAAGAAGUGGAGGGAGAAUGAUAGUGAUGAAACCAUUGAAAGUCUGAAGAUUCCAAAGGCUACCUGGAUGAAUGAUGAAACCCAUUGGCCUGGAACAUGGACGAUUCCUGCUCCAGAGCACUCUAGGGGUGAUCAUGCAAGUAUUAUACAGGUAAUGUUGGAUCCUCCCAGUGACGAACCAUUAGCAGGUUCUGUUGGUGAUGGAAAUUCCAUGGAUAUAAGUGAAGUAGACAUUCGCCUUCCAAUGUUGGUUUAUGUUUCCCGUGAAAAACGACCUGGUUAUGAUCAUAACAAAAAGGCUGGGGCUAUGAAUGCCCUCGUUCGAGCAUCAGCCAUCAUGUCAAAUGGCCCCUUCAUUCUUAAUCUUGAUUGUGAUCACUACAUAUUCAAUUCCCAAGCUUUAAGAGAAGGUAUGUGCUAUAUGAUGGACAGUGGAGGUGAUCGCUAUUGUUAUAUCCAGUUUCCUCAAAGAUUUGAAGGAAUAGAUCCAUCUGAUCGCUAUGCCAAUCACAAUACUGUUUUCUUUGAUGUCAACAUGCGAGCUCUUGAUGGGAUUCAGGGUCCUGUAUAUGUUGGAACGGGAUGCCUCUUUCGAAGGACUGCCAUCUAUGGCUUUGACCCCCCACCAUCUAUAGGAAAGAGUGAUUGCUGUGGUUGCUGCUUUCCCCGUCUCAGGAAGGUUGCAACUACUCCUGCCAGUGAAGUUUCUUCAGAAGACAGCCGGUUUGGAGUGGGAACAUAUGAUGAUGAGGAAAUGAACAUUGCUCUUAUUCCAAAGAGAUUUGGAAACUCUAGUAUGUUUGUUGAUUCUAUCCGAGUGGCAGCAUUUCAAGGCCAGCCCCUUGCUGAUCAUCCAUCUAUUAAGAAUGGUCGACCACCUGGUGCUCUUACCAUGCCUCGCGAGCCUCUUGAGCCGGCAACCAUUGGAGAGGCAAUCAAUGUCAUUUCUUGCUGGUAUGAAGACAAGACUGAAUGGGGACAUUCAGUUGGGUGGAUUUAUGGCUCUGUGACAGAGGAUGUUGUCACAGGGUAUCGGAUGCAUGAACGGGGAUGGAAAUCUGUCUAUUGUGUGACCAAGAGGGAUGCUUUCCGAGGGACUGCUCCGAUAAAUCUAACUGAUCGACUUCAUCAGGUUCUCAGGUGGGCUACUGGCUCUGUUGAGAUAUUCUUCUCCCGCAACAAUGCCAUCCUGGCUGGCCCAAAGUUGAAGCUUCUGCAAAGAAUUGCCUACCUAAAUGUUGGAAUCUACCCAUUCACCUCCAUUUUCCUCAUUGUUUACUGCUUCUUGCCUGCACUUUCCCUAUUUUCCGGACAGUUCAUAGUUCAGUCUCUCAAUGUAAACUUUCUUGUGUACCUAUUGCUCAUCACAUUGACCCUUUGUGCCCUCGCCGUGCUUGAGAUCAAAUGGUCUGGAAUUGAACUAGAAGAAUGGUGGAGGAAUGAGCAAUUCUGGUUAAUUGGAGGCACAAGUGCCCAUCUUGCUGCAGUGCUCCAGGGACUACUGAAGGUGCUUGCAGGCAUUGAAAUAUCAUUCACUCUAACAUCAAAAUCCGUGGGUGACGAUGCAGAUGAUGAUUUUGCCGAUCUCUACAUCUUCAAAUGGACAUCCCUGAUGAUUCCCCCUCUCACAAUCAUAUUUGUUAACUUGAUUGCCAUUGCAGUUGCAGUUAUACGCACAAUAUACAGCAGCAAUCCCCACUGGAGCAACUUGCUAGGAGGUGUGUUCUUUAGCUUCUGGGUCCUAGCUCAUCUCUAUCCCUUUGCAAAGGGACUAAUGGGAAGACGAGGAAGAACACCCACCGUUGUUUAUGUCUGGUCAGGACUUAUAGCAAUCUCUAUAUCUCUACUUUGGGUAGCCAUUAAACCCCCAUCAACAAGUACAGACAUAGGAGGAUCUUUCCAGUUCCCUUGAGUCCCCAUUUCAGAAUGGAUAGAUAUACUGUUUUGACACAUUGGCUUUCCCAUUGUUUAUUAUAGGGGAAAUUUAUGUACAUUGAUACAUCCAUUCUUUUUUACACAUAUAUGGCUUAGAAAUUGAAUAAUAACACAUUGGUUUUCCUUCUUUAA
This is a messenger RNA of Mangifera indica (mango), 3869 nucleotides long. Its product is annotated as cellulose synthase-like protein D3. The record is from RefSeq and is a predicted model, not a curated record. The transcript is spliced from 4 exons. Gene Ontology annotation, biological process: cellulose biosynthetic process; plant-type primary cell wall biogenesis. NCBI's taxonomy places the organism in Eukaryota, Viridiplantae, Streptophyta, Magnoliopsida, Sapindales, Anacardiaceae. Gene Ontology annotation, molecular function: mannan synthase activity; cellulose synthase (UDP-forming) activity. Bases 352 to 3714 code for a protein of 1120 amino acids. Gene Ontology annotation, cellular component: trans-Golgi network; plasma membrane.